AUGAGCUAUGAUGCUCGGACCUUGGUAACCUUCAAGGUCUUCAGCAAUCUGGCUGGCACUGUUUGGACGAAAGCAUCCCUGUGGAAAAUGAUGGGGACUCUUCUCCUGAUUGCCUUGACUGUGGCGGCCUGUAUCGCCGUGAUGGUGAAGGAUCCUGCCAAGCUCAAUGUGGCGAGGUUCCAGCGCAUCAGCAGUUUCUUGGAAGUUGUCGUGGGCCUGCUUCUCGGUUUCUUCCUGUCCAGUUCUAUGCAAAGGUGGUACAGCUGCACGAAUGGUUUCUUGGAACUCUUUGAUGCCAUCCGCGGCUUGCACAUGCAGUUGAAUGCGAUGGGUGUAUCUAAGGAGAAGGUCCAGCUUUGCUUGCGCUACUGUGUGGUGUCUGCGCAUUGCUUGAAUCAUGAUCUCACGGCCUCGCCUAUGACACCUGAAGAUGCUGCGGAGUACCUUGCAAGCUGCUGGGCAGAUUUGACGGUGGAGAAAGAGGCUGAAACUCGGAGUGCACAUGUUGUGAUCCAUCAAUGGGUUCGCUCACUGAGAGACAUCGCAUGGGAGGACAAAUCAACGAGCAUGGCUCGACUUCUGCCUGGCGAGACCGACGUCCUCAAAAACAUUGUUGAUCCAGCACAGACACUUUGGGUGUGGAUCACUUCACUUCUUACGAGAAUGUCGGCAGAUGGUGAGAUUCCACCCAUGCCAACUCCCACCUACGGCCGAAUCAUCAGCAUGGCUGAGCAAGCCUAUGUUGGAAUUCGUGCAGUUCGAGCAUCCAUCCGCGUCCAGCCUCCUUAUGUUCAUGUGCAAAUGAUGGCAGCUUUGGUGAACAAUAUUGUAAAUGCGAUCAGUAUUGGCCUGACUUCCGGCGUCACCCUAAGCUUGGUCUUGGCACGGGCUGAAGUGGGCUUUUUCAAAAGCAAGGUGCAAUCAGAGGAUCUUUCUCAUGGACUUCAGGACUUGGCCGUGGGCAUGAUCUUGUGCAGUGUUGGGCCAUUCCUGUACCAGGCGCUCCUGGAAGUAGCAGUGUGCAUCGCACAGCCCUUCGCCAUUGCGGGGAAAGGUGUUGCCCCCGGGCGCAUCCCCACGGAGAAGUUGCUGCAGCAUCUGGAGAAGGAUCUCAAAGACAUCGAGUUCAUGAGCACUAACUUGCCAUGGUGGAACCAAGCGUACUUCAAGAACAAAUGA
This is a messenger RNA of Durusdinium trenchii, 1179 nucleotides long. NCBI's taxonomy places the organism in Eukaryota, Dinophyceae, Suessiales, Symbiodiniaceae. The record is from the annotation of a GenBank genome assembly.